GCAGUCCACCAGUUCCGGACAAUAGCAUUUAGAUUUUUCCUUUGGCUAGUUAUAUAUAUAAAAGCAAACCCGAGUGGAGAAUUUGAUUGGAAACCCGUUCUGACUUUUAAACUUGAUCAGUCCGUGCGUGUCUCUGGCUGGGAGCGCGGAGUUGUGCGAUGGAGGUGCAGAACCAGCAACAGCAACAGCAACAAGUGGAGAGGCUGAACCAGGCAUUGCAGCAACAGCUGAACCUUGAGGCCGUGAAGGCGCGAGCCAGCAGCCUCUACAAUGCCAUCUCUCGCAUCCUAGAAGACUUCGACGCCUAUGGCCGCACCAACACCACCCCCAAAUGGCAAGACAUUUUGGGGCAAUAUUCUAUGGUGAAUCUUGAGCUUUUCAACAUUGUUGAUGAAAUCAAGAAGGUCUCCAAGGCCUUUGUAGUGCAUCCAAAGAAUGUAAAUGCUGAGAAUUCUACAAUCCUACCAGUUAUGCUGUCCUCAAAGCUAUUGCCUGAGAUGGAAAUGGAUGACAACACCAAGAGAGAGCAGUUGCUUCAUGGGAUGCAAAACCUGCCAAUAUCCUCACAAAUUGAGAAGUUAAAGGCUAGAAUUGAUAUGAUUGGAGCAGCCUGUGAAAGUGCUGAAAAAGUAUUAGCUGAGACUCGCAAAGCUUAUUGUUUUGGAACUCGGCAAGGGCCACCAAUUGCCCCAACUUUGGAUAAGGGUCAGGCUGCAAAAAUUCAAGAACAAGAGAAUUUGCUCCGAGCCACCGUAAAUUUUGGCGAAGGAUUGCGAAUACCUGGAGACCAGAGGCAGAUCACACCUGCACUUCCAUUGCAUUUGGUAGAUGUGGUCACUGUAGGUGAUGGAGUGCAGAGUUUUGCUGAUGCAUCAGGCAUGUAUUUAAAGAAUACUCCUAUUUCAUCAAAUAAUAUGAGUGGACAGGGCACUUUGUUGCAGGCUUCUGCUUCACAACUUAUUGGAAGAUCAGCUGCGUCUCCUUCUGGUGCCACAAGUGCUACUUCCUUUGAUAACACAACGGCAUCUCCACUGCAAUAUGCCAAUUCUCCUAGGUCAGGUACAAACAUGAUGAACAUGCCAUCUCCUCAGCAACAAACUCAACAACAACAACAGCAGCAGCAGCAGCAGCAGCAGCAACAACAACAACAGCAACAGCAGCAACAGCAGCAGCAGCAGCAACAACAGCAGCAGCUGCAGCAGCAAAGGCAAAAACUGAUGCAAAUACCUCAGCAUCAGCAGCAACUGCUUGCUCAGCAACAGUUCAGGCAAUCUGGGAUGCAAGGACUGGCACAGAACCAGCUGCCACAGCUGCAUGAUUUGCAAGGCCAGGCUCAGCAAAAGUUUCCAUCGUUACAUGGCCAACAUCAGAUGCAAUUUUCUCAACCAAUGGGGCACCAGCAGUUUCAGGGUAGGCAGUUGCCAUCAGGACAUGUUCAGCAUGGCAUUGGUCAAAGCCAACUCAACCAAGGAAAUCAUAUGAAUCGCCACUUAAGCCAGUUCUCUAGCACUGCUAAUAGUGCAUUAUUUAAUGCAGCUCAGGCGACAUCGAACACCCAAAUGAUUCCAAAUAUUUCGGGAGCGAUGUCAUCGCAAUCACUUUUACCACGGAUGCAGUUUGGAUUAUCUGGUAGCAAUCCCCAGCGGAGUCAUGCUUCCCAAAUUUUGAGCGAUCAGAUGUUUAAUAUGGGAACAGCAAACCCUAGUGGUAUGAUGCCAAUACAACAACAGCAGCAACAACAGCAACAUGGUUCACAAAGUGCAUUUGGUAACAUGCAAACAAAUGCUCAGAAUCUGCAACCUGGUAUGGUAACACUUCAGAACACGCAACAGAAUCUUCCGAAUUUCGCCCAACAGAGACAGCAAAAUCCACAGUGAACGAUAUCAUCUGGUACUAAUAUGUUAUUGUUAAUUUGUUUUACUAUUUUAUUUCCAAACCAUUUUAUUUGGAGAACUCAAAACAAUGCUGUCUGUUUUGGCAAUUUCAUAUCCUCGAGUAGAAUCGGACAUUUUGUAACAAAUACAUGAUUGGGGUUUGUAAUUUUCAUCACUUGUAUAGACCGUCUCAUUUUUAGUUUUAUUUUUUUAAAUUUUUGAAAAAGCAUUGGACAUGACUUUCAUUUUACUUU
Alnus glutinosa is the source of this 2128-nucleotide messenger RNA. Its product is annotated as mediator of RNA polymerase II transcription subunit 8. Lineage: Eukaryota; Viridiplantae; Streptophyta; Magnoliopsida; Fagales; Betulaceae. The transcript has 12 exons. Bases 159 to 1877 code for a protein of 572 amino acids. Gene Ontology annotation, cellular component: mediator complex. The record is from RefSeq and is a predicted model, not a curated record.